Messenger RNA from Aspergillus pseudonomiae, 3369 nucleotides. RefSeq names its product beta-lactamase/transpeptidase-like protein. The record is from RefSeq and is a predicted model, not a curated record. The transcript is spliced from 4 exons. Bases 1 to 3369 code for a protein of 1122 amino acids. NCBI's taxonomy places the organism in Eukaryota, Fungi, Ascomycota, Eurotiomycetes, Eurotiales, Aspergillaceae. Gene Ontology annotation, biological process: ketone body biosynthetic process; L-leucine catabolic process. Gene Ontology annotation, molecular function: hydroxymethylglutaryl-CoA lyase activity.
AUGGUGCUGGAGUUUCACGACACUCACGGCCCCAUUCGCUCGCUAGUUCGCCCGAAUGCCGCACCCGCAAUGAAAGACCCUAGAGGCGCCGUGCGUAUCGUGGAAGUAGGACCGCGGGACGGCCUACAAAAUAUCAAAGACCAUGUGCCAACGUCAGUAAAGAUCGAGUUAAUUAGACGACUCCGCGGAACGGGUCUGCAAACCAUCGAGUUGACGUCGGUAGUCUCCCCUCGAGCGGUUCCACAGUUAUCGGAUUGUCGAGAUGUGCUGCGCAUGGAAGAUAUCAAGUCACUGCGGAAGGAACCUAAUAUUCGUCUUCCAGUGUUAGUUCCCAAUAUGAAGGGUCUGGAUAUUGCACUCGAAUGCGGUGUUAAGGAGGUUGCGGUCUUUAUCAGCGCCACGGAAGGGUUCAGUAAGGCCAACGUCAACUGUACUGUGAAGGAGGGCUUAGAAAGAGCGAGGAAUAUUGCAGAGAAGGCUACCAGCUGUGGCCUGGCUGUCAGGGGAUAUGUAUCAUGCAUAUUCUCCGAUCCUUUUGACGGCCCAACGGCGCCAUCUGCAGUGCUUCACUGCGUGAGAGAGCUGCUCGAGAUGGGAUGUUAUGAGGUUAGCCUUGGAGACACACUAGGUGUCGGCUCCCCCGAUAAAGUACGAAGUCUUCUGGUGUAUCUGGAGGAACAUGACGUAUCUCUCGAUUUGCUGGCGGGCCAUUUCCACGAUACGUACGGCCAAGCUGUAGCCAACACUUGGGAAGCAUAUAAUUGUGGACUUCGUGUGUUUGAUAGCAGUAUCAGCGGCCUGGGAGGUUGCCCCUAUGCACCGGGUGCCAAGGGAAAUGUUGCCACAGAAGACCUAGCUUAUAUGUUUCACAAUGCGGGGAUUGACACUGGCCUUGAUAUGCUCAAGCUGGUGGAAACUGGCCUGUGGAUAUCCACAAGACUGUCAAGAGAGAAUGCAAGUCGAGCUGGAAUAGCGCUCGCAAACACACACGGACUAGUGUGCCCACCGCACCAUACGGACCACACCCAGAGCAAGGCAGUAAUUUCUUGGUCCCCAGUGAACACCAAGGGCAGACUACUAACAUAUCGCUCGGGUGGCAAUUUUAAGAUUGUACUCAAUCGACCGAAAAGGGGCAACACGUUGACGCAGAAGAUGGUCGCGGACCUUAUAGCUAUCAUCGCAAGUUGCAACAAGGACCCUUCCCUCUUGAACAUUAUCAUCACUGCAACCGGGGGAUACUUCUGCAUGGGUAUGGAAAUUGGAAAGACUAUGCCAUUCAUUGCCCAGAGUGCUUCAAGAAAUCCCCGGGUAAAGCAUCUUGCUGCCUUGCUGGAAUUGAUGAGAUGUUCACCCAAAACGACAGUUGCAUGCAUAAAUGGUCACGCUUUCGGCGGCGGUGUCGAGUUAGCACUUGCUUGUGAUGUCAGGAUUAGCCUUAGGGAAGCAACAUUGACAUAUACCGAGGCGACAUUUAAAGAAGCUAGGAAUUCUAGCUCGAAGUGGAAGAGCGCUUUUAUACGCAACGCAGUUUUCUCCACUCAUUCCACCACGGCGGAAAAGCUGAAGUCACUAGGGCUGGUAUCUGAAAUUGUAGAAGACCAGGGACAGCUACGGGUCGGCCUUGAUGAUUUGCUCAUACGCCUGAACAAUUCCAGACCUGCUAAACCACGGGUGUCCAGGGAGCUUUCAUGGUCAACGAGGGCGAAUGCAGAAUGGGAUGCACAAGUUGAUACUCUUGAUGAGACUUUUUACAAAACGAUGAAGCUUGAUGUCGGCCAAGGCGACAUGAAAGUAUCCUACAGCGGACGGAGAGAUGAUUUGAAACUUCUACGUAACAUCAUGACCAUACGACAGUCUCCCUCACCCUUCACGCUGGAAUUUGACUCCCUAGUACAGAAGCAGUUGGAGAAAUGGAAGGUGCCCGGCAUUACAAUCUCCGUGGUUCACGGCUCGAGCACUUAUGCGAAAGCCUAUGGCAUUGCAGAAUUCCCAGACAAGAAGAUGACUGUUGACUCUCUAUUCACCACGUGCAGCACCACCAAAGCCUUCACUGCUGCUGCGGUAUCCAUGGUAAUGGAUGACAGAAAAGAGACCCCCUCACCUCUCAGAUGGGAUACACCAAUAGUAUCCUUAAUUCGAGAUGACUUUGUUCUGGCUGACGACAAUGCCACAAUGAACACUACACUGGAAGAUGCUCUGUCACAUCGAUCUGGCUUACCAGGUCAUAUAUUUGCGAUGACAGGCGCAUAUCCGGACGAAACAUUGCGUGAAGCGGUCCGGAAAAUCAGACACCUUCCGCUGGCGUAUCCACCGCGAACAACAUUCGACUAUUGCAACCAUAUGUUUAUGGUAGUGUCUCAUGUCUUGGAGCAAAUCACAGGCGAAUCACUGGGCGAGUUCCUACGAAAGCGCGUCUGGAGCCCACUUAAUAUGAAGGACACGUACUUUUCUGUCCAGGAUGUCAAAAAAUGUCCAUUAACUAGUCCAAAGUUGGUCCAAGGCUACACGUGGGUUCCAGAAAAGGGCUGCUAUGUGGCUGAGCCACAUAUGAAUUAUGCACCCACGACUGGAACAGGGGCCAUGGUUAGCAAUGUUCUUGAUUACGCAAAAUGGUUGCGAGCCAUGAUAUACAAAACAGCACCAAUAUCGCCAGAAGGACAUGCAUCGAUCAUUCAUCCCCGGACCGUAGUCUCCAAAGAUGAUAAAGAUACUGUAUACCCACCCGCACCCUAUCACUUGUACGCUCUAGGCUGGUUUGUGGACACUUAUCGGGGUCAACAAUUAUACUGGCAUAGCGGAAGCUGGGCUGGAUUCGGAAUCAUGGUGGGCUUCAUAGCUGAGAAGCAGUUUGGGUUUGCAAUAAUGGGGAAUACUCAAAAGGCUAGAAACGCGCAGUUGGAGUUAUAUCUAUACCUCAUCGAUACAUUACUGGGAGUGUCGGGUAGUGAGCGGGGACAGUUUGUCCAACAUAUGACGAAGAGGAUGUCCGACAUCACGGAAAAAAGAUCCGAAAGCAUCUGCGAGGCAAAGAAACGAUUAUUCCCUUCUCUGCCUGCCAGGGUACUUCCCCACUCCCUCCCAUUGCAUGCGUAUACUGGAAUCUAUAGCCAUCCGGGGUAUGGUAUCAUUGCACUGAGGGUUGAAGAUGGACAAUUGCAGGCGGACCUAAGCGACCGAGUGGAAGCGAUGACUAUCCAUUUGGAACAUACAGCGGGGGAAUUUUUCGUGGCGAGAAUGUGUACAGCCACUAUGUCUGAGUGCCUCCGGGCUGAAUUCUAUGUCGACUCAGCGGGGACGGCACGGAAACUCGGGAUGGAGUUAGAGCCAGCAUUAGGGGGACAAAAAAUAUGGUUUGGCCGCUGUGGAUAA